This is a messenger RNA of Aspergillus oryzae RIB40, 528 nucleotides long. RefSeq lists its product as uncharacterized. The coding region runs from base 1 to 528 and encodes 175 amino acids. The record is from RefSeq and is a predicted model, not a curated record. Lineage: Eukaryota; Fungi; Ascomycota; Eurotiomycetes; Eurotiales; Aspergillaceae. The transcript has a single exon. Gene Ontology annotation, cellular component: fungal-type vacuole membrane.
AUGGAGGAAACUGGAGAAGGUCCUUCAGCGCCCCACACAAAAGCAGAGGCUCCAUUCCCUAUCACUGCCGAGAGUGAGCCCUCACGUCCCCAUGACGAUGUUGUGGACGGUUGGAGAGGAUGGAUAGUUGUGGGAGCCGCUGCUUGCUCUCUGUUUGUUUAUCUCGGCAUCAUUUAUUCCUGGGGAGUUUUGCAAAUCCAGCUACUAGAAUCAACCUCCUCUUCCUUAACCACAUUGACCUUCGUUGGCUCUCUGGCUACAUCCUUUAUGGUGUCGAUCAGUAUCCCGGUAGGACUGAUCAUCCGGAGGUGGGGAUAUCAACGAACUGCUCUAGUCGGAGCAGUGCUUAUGGGUCUAGGGGAAUUCCUGGCGAGCUGGGUAACCGAGUACGUCGGUGCAUUGUUUGUGACACAUGGCAUCAUCUUUGGCGUUGGAGGAGGCCUGACGAUUCUGGUAUGGUUCUCAUUACUAUAUUCCACAUUUGGUGUUCAUCCUUUCUAUCCUCUAUGUAUUUCUCGCACUAAGUAG